Protopterus annectens (West African lungfish) is the source of this 2772-nucleotide messenger RNA. RefSeq names its product kelch repeat and BTB domain containing 7 (gene KBTBD7). NCBI's taxonomy places the organism in Eukaryota, Metazoa, Chordata, Ceratodontiformes, Protopteridae. Bases 328 to 2193 code for a protein of 621 amino acids. The record is from RefSeq and is a predicted model, not a curated record. Gene Ontology annotation, molecular function: protein binding. The transcript has a single exon.
GCACAUCUCGGAAGUACUACUACAGUACAGCCAACUUCCUGCCCAGCCAUACAGGGAAUGGCCUGCAUAAUUGUUAGCGCUGUCGGGCUGAAAAUAUUACGCAUUUCCCCAGCUAUAGUUUACAGUGCUCCAGAACCAUUCUUUACGUAGGAUAAUAAGUUUACAGUGCACCGGAAGCACUCUUUACGUAGGACACUAUCACCGGUACGUCUAAGUUAAGUUGGACUAAAGAAAGGAAUUUUGUAGAUAGUGUUUUCCUUUUAGGGGUUGUAAGUGUAUGCUCAUUGCACUGUACUAGCAGCAGAUCUUAGGUGAAUUGAGUUUCUCAUGUUUCAGAAGGGAAUGGCUUCAGUGCACGAUUUAUUUUCUGGCCCCGAAGAACUGGAAGACGAAAACCAUGCUCGUUCACUGCUAAAGGAGUUAAAGGUUUUGUAUGAUUCUGAGCAGCUGUUUGAUGUGAUCAUUGAAGUGAUCCCGUCUUUUGAUCGGUAUUCUUUCGGCCCGGACAGAGGCAAAUUGUUCCGGUGUAACAGGAAUGUCUUGGCUGCUGCAAGUCCUUAUUUCAAGAGCAUGUUCACGGGUGGCCUUUAUGAAAGUAAACAGAAGCAAGUGACAAUUCAUGAUGUGGACACUGAAUCUAUGGCUUUGAUUAUUGAUUACUGUUAUACCGGCAAAGUGACUGUGUCUGAAAGUAAUGUACAGCCGUUGUAUGCUGCUGCCAAUAUGCUACAACUUGAGUACAUCAGGCAAGCUUGUAUCAGCUUCAUGACCAGGAGAAUGGAUCUUUCUAACUGUGCGGGGAUCCUGAAAUUUGCUGAUGCGUUUGAUAGCCAAGAGCUGAAGAGCAAGGCAUUGGCUUUCAUCGCAAGGAAUUUCCGGCAUCUUUACCAAAACAACGAAGAACUCAUGGACCUGAAUUUGAAUCAAAUAAAGGAAGUACUCCUUUUGAGCAACCUUGAUGUUGAAAGUGAAAGGAAAGUGUUUUUCUUUGCUGUUAGGUGGAUAGAAAGUAAUGUAGAAGAAAGGAGUGUAUGCUCCCCUGAAGUAUUUAAGUGCAUCCGGUGGCAUUCUUUCGGGGAUGAUGGCAAGGAAUAUGUUGAAGAGUUAUUAAGGUCAAAGUCAUUAAUCAGAAAACACUGCCAGGACUUUAUAGAAGACAUGCUGACUGCCAAAUUUGAUAACUUAGAAGGGACCAAAAGAAUUGGUAUGUUGGCAGAAGAGAUGGUAAUAUUUUUUGGCCACCCAAAAGAACCAUUUUUGUGCUACAAUCCAUAUUUUGGACACGUAUUUGCAAUGCCCUCACCUUUGAAUACUCUCACUCACAGCAGAAAUUGUACUUCUAGUGCUGUGUGUGUUUCAACAGACAAUGACUUAUAUUUAGCUGCCCAGCCUUCUAAACAGCUGUGGGUGUAUAAUGCUGUCAUUAAUACUUGGCAGCAGUUGCCAGACAGGUUAUUGGCAAGGGACGGCAUGGAUAUUGGGUAUCUUAAUGGUUUUAUAUACAUAAUGGGUGGCCGUGAUCCAUUUACUGGUGUUAAGAUUAAAGAUGUUGAAUGUUAUAACAUUCGGAAAAACCAGUGGAAGUUGGUGGCUGAGCUACCCCAUACUUUGUAUGCAUUUGAGUUGAUCGCAUUGGAUGGCUAUCUGUACGCAGUCAGCAGUAAGCGAAUGCUACGCUUUGACCCUGAUAGGAAUUGUUGGGUGAAUUGUGCUUCCCUAAAAUGUAAUGAGUUUCGAGAGGCAUGUGUCUUUAAUGGUGAAAUAUACUGUAUUUGUGAUAUGCCAGUUGUGAAAGUUUACAAUCCUGCAAGUGGAGAGUGGAGAAGAAUAUGUGAUAUUCCUGUUGAUGGCAAUACUGAACAUGUUCAGAUAGUUACUUGCAACAAUAAAUGUCUGCUUAUAACAACUACCACACCCCAGUGGAAGAGAAACCGGAUUACAGUACAUGAAUAUGACAUAAAAUGUGAUGAGUGGGUUAGUGUGGGCACAAUGCUUGGUUUGUUGCAUUAUGACUCACAUUUCAUAUGUCUUUCAGCACUUGUUUAUCCUUGCAAUUUGCAGACAGGGAAGAACUUUCUGUCUGAGGACCUUGAUGUCCAUAGUGAAUCUAGUGGUAAUUGGGAUUUUGAAGAUCUCUCUGAUGAUGAUUCAGAGUCCUAUAGCUCUAGUUCAUUGUCAGAGGACAGAGACUAAAAGGAACAACCUUACAUUUGGCAUCUUCAUUACUGUUGCUUAGAUUAUUGGGAGGUAUUAUAGUGCAGCUGCCCCCCCUUCUGCUGCUGUUUCCUCUUACUUACCAUAUAUGGCACAUGGCACUACCUCCAACACAAGCCCACCCAUUUCAUAGACAUGCAACUGCACCUUCUCUACAUUUUGUAGUAGGUAGGGCAACUAACAGAGUAGGGACCAGUCAUAGAGUCCUCUGUCCUGAGCAGGAUUUUGACUUUUUAAAUUGCUUUGCCUGACUUAACCCUUUGAGCAACCUGUGGCUUUUCUUGAACUAAGUCACUGAUAUGUGUAAGCAAGUGCCUUCCUUCACUGCUAUUGGUCCACCCAUUUGAGUACAUAAAAAGAUGUUUGAUGUAUCUGUAGUUCUGAUUUUUAAUUGGUCAAGAUUGUGUUUGAAUCAGACUGGAGGUUUGACUGUUUUGUUAGAUCCAAUGGUUUAAUUUUAUUCAUUUAAAAUUUUUUUGUCUUUAGUAAUGCUUUACAGAAAUGUAAUAUGGGAUACUUUGGAUGGACAAGUUAUAUAAAGACUUAAUUUUGAUGUGA